This is a messenger RNA of Rhipicephalus microplus (southern cattle tick), 698 nucleotides long. RefSeq lists its product as uncharacterized. Gene Ontology annotation, cellular component: intracellular membrane-bounded organelle. Gene Ontology annotation, biological process: steroid metabolic process. NCBI's taxonomy places the organism in Eukaryota, Metazoa, Arthropoda, Arachnida, Ixodida, Ixodidae. Gene Ontology annotation, molecular function: oxidoreductase activity. The record is from RefSeq and is a predicted model, not a curated record.
AUGACGCCCUGCAUCUUUCUGGUCUUCGAGGCGACGACGCUGUUCGCGUCCUUGUUUCAGCAGAUCGGCAUCGUCUUCGUCACCCUGGUCCUGGGAUGGUGGCUAAGCCUCGCCAUCAACCGUCUGUGCUGCUCCAAGGGAAAGCCGCCGCCGCCACGCUGCGACAGCGAGCACGGAUUCAUGACGGCCUCCCAGCUGUCUCGCACAGGCUACUACGUGUUGUCCGGCUCCCAGGACAUGGGCGGCGAAAUGGCCAGGGGCAUGGGACACUUCAACGUCGACGUCGUCGAGCUGCAAACGACCAGCGAGAGCUCGAUGAACGACGCCUUCCAGGAAAUCACCGAGCGGCUCUUCAAGAGACAUGCAUCGGACGCACCCCUUCACGCGCUCAUCUGUAACGUUGGUAGCGCUGACCUCGGAGAGCUGGAGUGGAUUAGCGAGCGAGGCCUUCUGCAUGCAUUCGACAACACGGUAGUGUCCACUAUGAGGCUGGUCAACCGCUUCUUGCCCAUGCUGCGUGAGGCUGGCGGAAGGGUGGUCGUCUGUGCUGGACCUUCUGGUCGAAUCGCAGUCCCUGGAGCGGGAGUCUACAGCGUGCUCAAUGCCGCGUUGAUAUCUUUCGCCGACUGCCUCCGUCGCGAAAUGGCGAAGUUCAGGGUUCACGUCGUCCUAGUGGAACCCGUAUGGCUGAACUACAG